AUGUCUCAGCUUGCGAAAAACAGGUGUACAUGUUUCUCGCUCGCUGCGAUGGAAAAACAACUUUCUGUCUUGAACUCAGAUUGCACCUGUCAUGUUGCUGGAACAACAUGCUUACGUCCCGGACACUUUCUCCCCCCCGAGGUGGAACGCUGGUACAGUGUGGUAGUUGGUCGCCGCCCUGGCCCAGUUCAAGGACGGGCUGCCGCACUUGAUAAUUACACCGGAAUCUCUGGUGGUCAUGCACUGUUUUGCCCAUCGGAAUUGAUUGCUAAAGCCCAUUUCUAUUCGGCGUUGGAGCGUGGGGAGGUGGUAGAGGUUGUUCCCCCGGUUCGUACCGUGCUAAAUCGUGAAGAUGUAUCCACCUGUACUGGAUUUCGUCCUGAAGAUCCAUCAACUCCUGAGGUUGGAACAUGGACCCUAGUCAUUGUUGGUCGGGAGCCAGGCAUCUUUUCUUUGACGUAUCGCCCCCAAGGCAGCAUUGUGCAUCUCAACAUCCAAGGGAUUCGUGGUUCCCAAACCAAAGCCCUCCCAACUAGGACCGACGCCGUUAACAAGUUUCUACAGCUUGUGGAUGCUGGUGAGGUGGUUAGGGUCUCCGGUGACAGCAAUUUGCGCAUUGCGCAUACACCUGAGACGUAUCUCAAGCUUUGUAGAUACUGCCAGAACAUGUAA
Messenger RNA from Psilocybe cubensis, 672 nucleotides. RefSeq lists its product as uncharacterized. The record is from RefSeq and is a predicted model, not a curated record. Bases 1 to 672 code for a protein of 223 amino acids. The transcript is spliced from 6 exons. NCBI's taxonomy places the organism in Eukaryota, Fungi, Basidiomycota, Agaricomycetes, Agaricales, Agrocybaceae.